This is a messenger RNA of Aspergillus ibericus CBS 121593, 1245 nucleotides long. RefSeq names its product FAD-dependent oxidoreductase. The transcript is spliced from 4 exons. NCBI's taxonomy places the organism in Eukaryota, Fungi, Ascomycota, Eurotiomycetes, Eurotiales, Aspergillaceae. The record is from RefSeq and is a predicted model, not a curated record. The coding region runs from base 1 to 1245 and encodes 414 amino acids. Gene Ontology annotation, molecular function: FAD binding.
AUGCACGUCCUGAUCAUCGGCGCAGGUAUCACAGGUCUGAUCCUCGCACAAUCUCUCAAGAAGUGCAACAUCCCCUACACCAUCUUCGAACAAGAAACCUCCCUCAACUACCGCAGCAACGAAUGGACCAUGGCGAUCCACUGGUCCCUGGACCGUCUGCGCACCCUGCUCCCCCCGGCCCGCUACAGCAACAUGGAAGCCGUCUCGUGUAACCCCGACGUCGCAAUCACAGCCGGCGGCAACUACCCCAUCAUUCACGGCGAAUCGGGCCACUUACUCGCCGGUGUGCCGUACGCGAAAGGCCUCCGGGUGCCGCGUAGCAAGAUGCGCGAUCUGUGUAGUGUGGGGGUCGAGGUCCAGUAUGGGAAGCGGUUGGUGGAUGUGGCGUUUUGUGAGAGUGGGAGGGGGGUGAUGGCGGUUUUUGAGGAUGGGGAGGUGGUGAGGGGGUCGGUGCUUGUGGGGGCUGAUGGGCCGAGGAGUAAGGUGAGGGAGUUUGCGAUGGGGGGGGUGGAGAGGGCGGCUGUUAGUCGGUUUCCGAUCUUUCAUACCAAUAUGACGGUGUGUUAUGGGGAUGGGGAGAAGGCCAGGUUGGUGAGGGAGAGGUUUCCGACGAGUUAUCUUGCGUUGAGUGAUCGGUCGUAUCAUGCUUUUCAGUCCAUCUCGAGCAUGCCUGAUGGUCCGGAUCAUCCGGAGACGUGGAUCUUUCAUCUCGCGAUGGCCUGGUUCAUGGACCAUGGUCAGCCGGCGACGUAUCGCGAACGACUCGAUAUGAUCCGCGAAAAGGCGCAGAGUUUGGCUGAGCCGGCGCGGUCGUCGUUUACGUGGAUCCCGGAUGAUACGCAGGUUCAUAAGGCUGAUAUCAGUUACUGGGUUACGCAGCCGUGGGAUAAUCGCCUGGGACGGUUGACUUUGGUGGGGGAUGCGGCGCAUCCGAUGCCGCCGUACCGUGGUCAAGGACUUAAUCAUUGCAUUUGUGAUAUUUCGCAUCUGCUGGCGGGUAUUCAGCAGGUGGUGGAGGGCACGGCGACCCUGGAGGAGGCAGUUACGGCCUACGAGGCGGAGAUGGUCCCUCGGGGGGCGGAAGAGGUCAAGUGCUCGGUCGAGAAUGGAUACAUGUUGCAUGACUGGGACCAGAUCCGUGAGAGUCCGGUCUUUCGGCAGGGAUUCCGCCCGAUGACGGGGCACGAUAAGGGGUCGGUGGAUGAGCAUGAGAAGAUGCAGCCUAUGGAUAUUGCUGCGAAUUGA